Pochonia chlamydosporia 170 is the source of this 5040-nucleotide messenger RNA. RefSeq names its product anucleate primary sterigmata protein A. Gene Ontology annotation, biological process: dynein-driven meiotic oscillatory nuclear movement; microtubule cytoskeleton organization; maintenance of protein location in cell cortex. NCBI's taxonomy places the organism in Eukaryota, Fungi, Ascomycota, Sordariomycetes, Hypocreales, Clavicipitaceae. Bases 1 to 5040 code for a protein of 1679 amino acids. Gene Ontology annotation, molecular function: tubulin binding; phospholipid binding. The record is from RefSeq and is a predicted model, not a curated record. Gene Ontology annotation, cellular component: cell cortex; mitochondrion. The transcript is spliced from 2 exons.
AUGGCUUCGUCUCUAGCCACCGACAAGCGUCCGGAUCUCCCAGUUCCCGGUGAAGGAGAUGCCGCCGACGACCCUUUCGUUACCGACUCUGCCUCAAUCGCUCAUCACCGGUUCUCCAAUUUCGACCAGGAACUAUUUGCUGCUGGGCCGGGCUCUUCACCUAGACAAGCCAGGAGAGCACUAGAAGCCCAUCUCGCAGAAACGGACCGUCGUUUAGAUGAGGCUGGGAAACUGGGCACAUCUCUCGUCGCCCAGCGCAAACUUUUGGCUGAACGACUACAAGAGGUGCAGAAGCUUCAAGCUGAAGGCGAGCUUGGCCCGGAUUUGCGCAAGAAGCUUGUGGAAAUCGAACGCGAGUACAAUGAUUUAGCCAGAGAGUCUGCUCGGGUAUUUCUUCCAAAACAGAGAGUACCAAGCAACGAGGCUCACGCGGGCUCACCUUUUGUUCCUGAUGGGCGCAGUGGAAGGCGUUCCGUAAGCCCUUCCAAAUUUGAAAGCCAAGCUACUGGAUCUCCGACAAAGCUCAGCGUCCCGAAUCGCAAGAUCAGAAACCAGCCAUCGAAUCGAGUUCACGACAUUGAGUUUGCCGCUGAAAUUAGCACAUCCCUUAUUGCGCAAGUCAGAAAUCUGCAAGCAUUACUUUCCGAACGCGAUGACGAACUCAAGGGAGCCCAAUCGGAAAAAGCCAGGCUCGAGAUUGAAUCAGAGAGCUUACAACAGCGUCUGAAGACAUUGGAUGAGAGCGAGCAUCGGUACAAAGAGGAGAAUUGGAACCUCGAGACCCGUCUCCAGGAAAUAGCCGCGCAGCAAAAAGAGGCCGCUGAUCGGGAGAAGAAGCUUACUCAGGCUUUGAACUUGUCCAACUCCGAGAAGACUUCAGUACAGAAGGAACUAGAUGAUGCCAAACUGUCUCAUUCCAAACUGGCAGAGGAGCAUGCGGCUGCUGUGAAGCAUCUAGACAUCGAACUGGGUACUGCUAAGCGCAACAUGGUCAUGGCCGAUAGCGAGAGAGCAGCCAUGCAACGCAAGAUAGAGGACCUGACCAACCAGAACCAAGAGCUUGCGAGGGCCUUUUCAUCACAACGGGGACGAACAAUAGAAAGGGAAUCACUGUCAGGGUUGAGUGAAGAUGACUUUGAAACUGCUACUGAUAACAUCACACCCGAGCACUCACCACCGCCCUCUCCAGUAAAAGGCACUCCUCGUCACGCAAUGCUCGAGACCGAGACUAUCAAAUCGUCUCUUCAUCAUGCGCAGCGAACAAUCCAGAGCCAACGAAACCAACUCCACCGAGAAAAGACCGAAAAGCUGGAGCUACGCCGAAUCAUUCAGGAUCUCCGAGAUGACCUGGAAAAGGCGAGAAACGAUGCGAAUGGAUCCUCAAAUCCCCGACGUAGCCGUAAGGUAGACUCAAAGGAGUUCAAGAAGCCUAGUCGCUUGUUAGGCAGCCUUCGGUCCAGUAGACAUGAGAUCUUGAUGGAUGACCCCGAUUGGGAGGACAAUGCUGAUAUAUCUCCGCCUGGUACUUCUGGCAGUGGAUCUCAUCGUAACGGAGAGAGACCUAACCCGACUGAUACAAGUGAUCACUUCGAAACUGCAAAUGAGGCUAGCGAAUCCGCCUUUGAGACUGCCAAUGAGCGUGCUACCGAGACUGAAGACUUUCAAACUGGAAAUGAGGCUCUAUCUGGCAGUGACGAUGACAAUGAGACGGAGACUGAGAGUGCCUCUAGAGGUUUUGGCAGGAUGAAGAGACCUCCUAGCCUCCCCGCCGGCUUGGCUAGAGCAGGUAACCGGGACUCAUUUCACAGCACUGCCUCUACGUCAGCGGAUGAAGAUGAACUCGCCGAUUUGCGCACACCAACGGGAACAAUCUCAUCACAAAGAAGCCGGUUUAGACUCAGCCGGAACCCAUUUUCUCGUGGUUCGAGGCAAAACAGUGAGGAGCCGAAUCUUCGAAGCAGCCCAGCCAGCUAUACCAGCGGUGGUACGCCCCAAACCGGCGGCCAGAGCCUCUUUGCAGAACUUCAAGACUUUGGUAGCGACGAUGAGUCUCUUGGCGCUGCUACACCAAGCCGCAGAAGUGUUCGAUCCGUUACGCCCGGAUCAGUCCGUCGAACCAUGUCGCCACCUCCUGCGGUACCAGAACUACCAAAGGUAAUCAUGGUUGACAGCGGUGUCAUGACAGACCCGGUCAAGAUUACUCCAGAGGUCUACGAGGAACGUGGUGAGAGACCAGUGUCUAUGGAAUCAGUUGUACGGACUGGAGACCGAUUGUCUACAUCUUGGCGAACAAGCCACAGAAUAGACACAGACUUCUCUCGGCCGGUUUCCACAUUCUCGUACAGCGAUGCUAGUAUGCAGUAUGAGCAGGAUAUGGCACGCAAGCUGGCUGAGUUCCCUGUACCGCCGACCUCACCUCCUCAUGCCAAUCCGCCAACACCACCUUCACUUGGAUUAUCGCAAAUUCUAUCCGAAAACGUUGAACCAAGGGAGGAGAUCAUAGUUCCACCGACACCACCAACUCUACGUCUGACAUCUCUCGCCAUGGAGCAUGUCGAGCCGAGGCUCGAACCUGAAGUGCCGCAACCUGAAUUGACAUUGUCACAUAUCACCACCCAGGCAUUGGAACCAAUUGCCGAACCAGUUACUCCUCAACCGCGACUAACAAUGACGUCUGUCUCGACGCAAGCGGUUGAGCCUGUUGCAAUUCCACCAGCCAUCUUGACCUUGUCUGGCAUUGCAAUGGAAGCAUGGGAGCCUAUCGCAGAACCAGAAUCCGAGACUGCGCUUCUAGCUCCAGUCGUCGCGGCUGUUGACCGGGAAAUCGAAACUUCCCCGCCAGCUUUAACAAUGUCUUCGAUAUAUGCAGAAAAUCUGGAGCCAAGAGAGGAGCCGGUUGUAUUGGCAACACCGCCAAGUUUGCAAUUUUCGGGGAUUUCCACCCAGAAUGUCGAACCUGUUUCAAUUCCACCCCCAGUGCAACCAACCCUUGCUCUGUCAUCCAUUGUUGCGCAACAUACGCAGCCGAUCAUGGAGCUACCGCCUCCCCCGCCUGCACUCGUUUUGUCUACAAUUUCUGCUGAGCAUGUAGAGCCACUGGUUAUCAUUCCCGAUGCCCCAGCUUUGCCGAGCUUCGGCUUUUCUACCAUCGAGUCGAUUGAGACUCGCCCAAUGUCUCCUCGUAGUCCACGAAGGGAUGCGUUCAUUCUCCCCAGAGACGAUGUGUAUGGAGAGAGGGAGACUCAUUUGCCAGAGACGCCGACUGAUAAAAUGUUUGGAUCUGUCAUUUCUCGGGGUAAGAAGAGGGACAUCACCCCAAUCAUUGCUGAAGAUGAUACGCGACAAUCUCCCUCCAACUCGCCUGAUGCUGGCACUCCUGAAUCACAGCGACCGUUCAAAGAAAUUUCCGCCAACACCAACUUCCGGCCGACGCGUAAACCGAGUGUUCCCACAAAUGACCAAGCUGCCCAGACAUCGUUGACUGCUGGUGCUAUUGACCAACUUCUCAAGAGUGACUCUCAACGUUCAUUUGGUCAUGGGAAGAACUCCUCAAUUGGGUCCAUCGGCACACCUGACACCACUGGCACAGUUCGAAUUCACCGGUCCCAGGAAAGUCUCAACUCACCAAUACGUCCCAAGGGCAAAACAACCGACGACUCCGUCUUCGACAUGCCGACUCUAGUCCGACCCGGAAGCGCAGCUAGCGGGAAGGGCUCCUUCCGUGAUGCGCCGCCACUGCCUUCUAACCAUCGCCAGAUGAUCGAAGCAGCUCGCUCAGGCUCAUCUCACGGUCAGCAACCGGGUAGCAUGGGCCCUCCCCUCUGGCCGGCUUCAGCAAUGAAGCAUCGACCUCAAACCCCGAGCCAGCAAGGUCCCAUCUCAUCUGGUCGCGGCACUCCUACUCCGCGGGCGGCCCGCAGCGGAUCGGUACAACAUGGUACUGCGGAAAUAAGCACAAACGGUAGACUAACAGCACAAUCAAGGAGAUCAUCAGUGUCUUCCUUUGCAUCCGAACUCGACACUCGAUUUAACAUCCGACCAGGAGAAAUGGGCAUAGACCCUACAGGAUUUGGCCCCAAUACCGAUCCUCGUAUGAUUCAGGCAAUUACGCAAACCAUGAUUGGAGAGUUUCUGUGGAAGUAUACUCGAAAGACUGGACGUGGCGAACUGUCUGAAAAUCGCCACCGUCGCUACUUCUGGGUUCAUCCGUAUACCAGGACGUUGUACUGGAGCGACAAUGAUCCAUCUACCGCUGGCAGAUCAGAACUCAAGGCAAAGAGUGUUCCCAUUGAGGCUGUUCGUGUGGUCACAGAUGACAACCCAAUGCCCCCGGGACUGCAUCGCAAGAGUCUGAUCAUCAUCUCGCCGGGUAGAACUAUAAAAUUCACAUGCACAACUGGACAACGUCACGAAACUUGGUUCAAUGCUCUCUCGUACUUAUUGCUGAGGACUGGUCAAGAUCAUCACGUGGAUGCGGAGGAGGUCGCCGGGCACAUUACUCAAGAAGACGUUGAUGAGUUCAACCCACAGGUUGGCCGCCGACCAGCGAAUGACUCCAGAGCCCAAGUUGCGGCAUCCCUCUCAUCGUACAACUCUCGUACGACGCGGAAUGAAUCCCCAGCCGUUCGGGUGUCGAUGAAUGUUCCCACUCUGACACCGUCUAGCAAUCAAAAACAUGCUUCGACGACAAGCAGAAUAUCGACAGGCACUCUCAACAAACUCAGCGGCUACUGGAGAUCAGGUGCGCCAAAGCUCUCGGGAACUCUCUCCAGCCUCCGUGGUCGAGGAGCUAGCAGCCAGAACUGGGACAUCUAUGAAGCAAGCGAGGUACAUGACAGUGCGGAAGAUCUACGCGAAAUGAUUGAGCGCCAGGAUAGAGAGUCGGAUCGCCUGGAGAAUGUCAGAGCUUGCUGCGAUGGAAAGCACGACGUUGGGAAUCUGCCGCAUACCUCACGGAGGGGCCGUGGACAUGGCUCACACUCACACCCUGGCCAGUCUGUUGCCAAUACGCCAAUGGCUUCUAUGCGGUCUCGAGCCUAA